Phycomyces blakesleeanus NRRL 1555(-) is the source of this 1422-nucleotide messenger RNA. RefSeq lists its product as hypothetical. NCBI's taxonomy places the organism in Eukaryota, Fungi, Mucoromycota, Mucoromycetes, Mucorales, Phycomycetaceae. Bases 1 to 1422 code for a protein of 473 amino acids. The record is from RefSeq and is a predicted model, not a curated record. The transcript has 6 exons.
AUGUCAAUCAGCAACACUCAAUCUAACGAAACCAUUUACACUUUGGCAACAAUCUCCCAAGUCUUGGAAUGCUCUUCUGUUCCAGAAGUGAUGACACUUAGAUUAGAAAAUAUUAUUAGAGUAAAAACAUCUGAGUGGAAAGAAUGUUUAACAGAGAUUGGGAAAGCUUGUGCAGUCAAGUGGGUCAUUUGCAACACCAAUAAGCAACCUACCAACAUUACUGCUGAAGAAGCCAAAGCAACUGAUUAUGCAGAGCAUACUCCUGGUGAUAUGCGUAGUGACAUUUGCACCCUUCCUCUUGCAAAGAAAUAUCUUCACGAGUUGGCUCAGCAAUUAAAACAGUCAUCAAAAUCUGCUAGUCAAAUUAGAAUUGAUAUGUUGAGAGCUAUCAAUAAAAAGCUGUAUCAUUUUGACAAAGACCAAAUGACUUCUUUCUUAAUCUGGAUGAACAACAAACUUUCUGCCUUAAACUUCAACAUCUUUAAGGCAAACACUUCAUAUUCUCUAGAUCCAUCAGCCUUUGCAUAUGGUUUUAUGUCACCCAUUCAGCAAGAAAAAAUGAAAACCGCAACUUCUUUCUGUUUGGAUGUUACUCAUGCAAUCUCUAGCAACGUGAAUGAGAUUCUUUAUACCCUUUUGAUGCGUGAUGAAGAUAUUGGUAGAGUAUGGCCUGUUGCCUUUAUAGUAACCAAUGAUCGAGGUGUAAGCCCCAUUGUGCAGUGCCUGCAGUUCUUGAAGAGAUCUUCUUUGCUUGUUGACCCAAAGCAAUUUACUAUUGAUUGUUGUGCAGCAGAAGUUCACGCCAUUCAGACAACUUUCCUUGCAACAUCCAUUCAAUUUUGCAUCUUUCAUGAAACCCAAGCAUGGAACCAAAAGUUAUCUGACAGUGUGAAGACUCCUGGAUCCUUACCAUCAGAGGCACGAAUUUUACGUGGUGUGAUGAUAAAGUCUCUGCAAGAGAUCAUUUAUGAAGAAGACAUAGACGAGUUUCAUCAUAAAAUUAGAAACUGGUGCACAGAAGCAAAGUUUAAGAUCUGGAGUAGAGCAUACCAUGAACAACAAUUCUCCCAUAUGCUCACAAAUAACUAUAUCAAGUCCUGGCACAAUCAAUUAAAAACAGUUUUCAUGAAAAGAUCUAGAAAUAAGAGACUUGAUAAGCUUGUUUUUGUUUUACUACAUGAUGUUGAGUAUUAUCUCACCCAAGAAUAUGAACGCGUUAUGUCAAACAAUGAUCCAAUGAGUUCUUUUACUAGACAACAAAGAAUACAUGAGAUGGGAGCUGAAGAAGUCAAUGAUGAUGACAGGGAAAUGAUGAUUGUUGCGCCUGGUACUGCAGAAGAUGUUGCAGAGCCAAACUUGAUUAUUUCAUGCAUCUGCUUUGAUUAUCAGCGAAGAUAUAAACCUUCCAGUCUCGAUCUCUGA